AUGGAUUUAGAAGUAGGAAGAUUAGAACCUAACGAAAAGAAAAAGAUUGACCUUUUAUUGCUGGGUAAAGUUUACAAUGAGUUAGCCAAAAAUAAUUUAAAAGAGUAUAAAAAGUUAACUGGUGAUAAUGUUAAAGUAAAACAUUUAAGCCUAAUUUUAAAAGAUGACAAAAGUAAACAAUUAGAAACUUUACUCACUGAACACACAGAGUUAGAAAAAGAUCACCAAACCAAAACUCAAGCAAUCAGAAAAUCAUCCAAUGAACGCAAACAACUCUUAAAUAUCGCUUCCUACUCCCGCGAAGUAGCCCAAGAAGAAACCCGCUUAACUACUAACUCCACCACUCACAACCCUAGAAUGAAAAAUUUUCUCGGAACAGAUAAUCUUUACAAAAUCAAGAUUAACAACUCCGAGAUAGAAACAACAGAAGAACAAAUUAUCAACACCAUCGCUUACCUAGUCCAAGCCCUCAAAAAAAUAGAUAAAGAUGAUUUCACCGCUAAGUAUAAUGCCAAGGAGACUGAUAGCAGUAAACAAACCAAGGUAAAAAAUUAUUUAACCAAUAUUCAAACACAGGAGAUAAUUGUCGGCAGCAAUACUUACGACUUCGCUCAUACUUACCACAAAUAUGAUAAAAGUAGUAAUACCUGGACGGCUUGCACUGCCCCGAUUUUUAACUAUCAAGAAUUCUUUGAGUUCAUAGAAUUAACUCACAACCAACCAUUUUUAAAAGAUUUAGAUGCUGACAAGCAAAAAAAUAUUCCGACCGGAGGAAGUGAAGCCUAUUCAACCGAACAAUUAAAAGAUUACGGAAUUAAUAUUGACCCUGCUAAAACCACUCUUUAUAAAACCGAUUCAGAAAAGCAAACCCUAGCAGUCGGAACAGGAAUUGGCGAAAGUCUAACCAGUAUCCAAGCAGCAAAAGACCAAUUAGAAAUGGAAAAACUGGGAGCAGCAGUAAAGUUGGUGGAAUUAAAAAAAACAAUUGAGGAUAAAAAAAAAGAAAGAGACACUAAACAAGUUGAAAUCCAAGUUAAAGAAACCCAAAUUGACACCCUGAUUAGGGAGAUUUUGAGUAAAAAACGCGAGCAAUUAGCCACUUAUAAUAUCAGCAAAGGCUUCGCUAAAACUGCCAGUGAGGACAAUAGACGUGAUAUAAUGGAAUUGCUUGACCUGAACCAAUUACUUUUAGAAAUCAGAUAUUUAGAAAAUGAUGGGGAUGCUACCACUCUUAGUUCAGUGGCCGAUGAAAAUACCGCUCUAACUGCCGUUGAGGAUAUUAUAACUAAACUUUAUUCUUGUGAUGGUGAUUGUAAAUUAGUAGAACGCUUUUAUAGUUUUGCCUUUGUUGGCGGUGAUAGUAAAUUGGAUGCUGCCCAAGCCAUUGCUUACAUUAAGGCCGGUAAAUAUACCAAUAGUGAAGAAUUGGAAGCCAAAACUGCAAUUGAAAAAGCCCUCAAUGAAAAAGAUAAUGCUGAAGAAAAGUUAAGCCCAGACCAUAAAGUCAAACCUGAAUUCUUGGAAGAAAUUAAGCAGUCGGAUGCUACUUUAGUAGAUUUAAAAACUCUAUUAGGCAAAGAACCCAAGGAAAUUAUCACCCUCAUUGCCCGUUUUACUUAUAACCAACUAGAUGAUGGUGCUGCGAAUGAGAAAGAUAAAAAGAAGACCCAAAUGAAACGGAGAAUAGCGAAAAAGUUGAAUAAAACUAAAGAAAGCGAACUUAAAGAGGAGGAAUUGAAUGAUAGUCUUUAUAA
This is a messenger RNA of Racocetra persica, 1754 nucleotides long. NCBI's taxonomy places the organism in Eukaryota, Fungi, Glomeromycota, Glomeromycetes, Diversisporales, Gigasporaceae. The record is from the annotation of a GenBank genome assembly.